AUGAUAAACGGCUGGAGAAGAGCCUUUUGCACUUCCAUACCCAAAGAGAGAAACGACAACAACGACGACGGAGUUGUUGAUUCACCGGAAAAUCAACGUCUCCGCAACAAAUCCACCUCUAGAUUCGGGUUUUUCUCAACUCCGUCAACGCCUCGUUCCGUUUCCGGUACUUACAGUCUCCGUUGUCGUACUUCGCUAGCCACCGCCGUCUCCACCGCUUCUCCAUCUCCGUCUCUUCCCGGAACUCCGAAGCUAAAGUGCAGAACAACCACCGCGGAAACAACUCCAAUCACAACGCCGACGAGAAACAUAAGCCUCGUUUCUUCUCCUUCUUCUUCUUCUCCGGCGAGCUUCUCCAUCCUCAAAUCCAAACUCCGAUUCAAUAAGCAGAGUAGCAACAAAUGCGGAAUCUGUUUGCAGAGUGUGAAAUCAGGUCAAGGUACGGCGAUUUUCACGGCGGAGUGUUCACACACGUUUCAUUUCCCCUGCGUGACCUCACGCGCCGCCGCAGAUCAUAACCGGCUCGCCUCUUGUCCGGUUUGCGGAUCUUCGCUGCUGCCUGAGAUUCGAAAUUACGCUAAACCGGAUUCUCAGACCGAGCUUAGGAUCAGAGGAGAAGCGAAGAGCAACAACAAGUCGUUGAGAGUUUACAACGACGACGAGCCUUUGAUUUCAUCUCCGAUUUCUCCCGCCGGUUUUCACACCAUACUUGAAUCCGAUGAAAACGAAGACUGUGAGUUCAGUGGAUUUUCGGUUAAUACGCCGUCACCUUUAACGGCGAUGCUCUUAACGGAUCCUUCUUCGAGAAACGUGGAGGUUAAGCUCUCGCCGGAGUCGGCAAUCGUUGCGGCGGGAAAAGGUUACGAGACUUACUCCGUGGUCCUGAAGGUGAAAUCGCCGCCGUUUCCGACGGCGCGUGGAGCUGCGCGUAGAUCUCCGGUAGAUUUGGUAGCAGUUUUAGACGUGAGCGGGAAAAACUCCGGAGGGAAAUUAGAAUCGCUGAAGCGAACGAUGAGGCUUGUGAUUUCGAAUCUACGGGAGACGGAUCGUUUAUCGAUCGUCGCGUUUUCGUCGAGCUCGAAACGGUUAUUGCCGUUACGGAGGAUGACGGCAAACGGGAGGAGAUCAGCAAGAAGAAUCGUAGAUAUCAUCUCCGUUCCCAACUCCGGCGAAGGAAUGAGCGCGAACGACGCGUUGAAGAAAGCGGUUAAGGUGUUAGAAGAUCGCCGGCAGAAAAACCCUUUCACCACCGUCUUCGUUUUAACAGACCGUCAGGCCCAUCAGGCCCACAUGGCCCAUUCUAGAAUUCCCGUCAUAUGGCUUGGCGCGUAUGAUCACGCGUUAACGGAGGACGCGUUUGCGAGAAGCAUCAACGGUUAUUUAAGCUUGUCAGUUCAGGAUCUCAAUAUGAACCUCGGGUUAGUUUCCGGGUCGGGUCAGGGAGAGAUUACUUCCGUCUACUCUCUUUCGGGUCGACCAGCUUGGCUUGGAACCGGUUCAAUCCGGUUAGGUGACAUGUACGCAGAGGAAGAGAGAGCGUUGCUGGUGGAAAUCAAAGCGCCGGUUAAUUCUUACUCCACGAGUAGGUCCCACAGAAUAUUGACCGUUCGAUCUCGUUACGUAGACCCCACGACCCAAGAAAUAAGAAACCCGGAAGAUCGGGCGCUUCUGAUUCCUUCCCCUCUCACCGUACGAUCAUCAUCUAAUCCUAACAUCUCACGGCUCAGAAACCUCCACGUAAGCACUCGAGCCAUUGCGGAGUCUCGGCGGCUAAUAGAGCGGAACAACUACUCCGGAGCUCAGAGAUUGCUGACGUCAGCUCGAGCUUUGUUAGUGCAGUACGGUUUGAACUCGAGUGAUACGUGCUUACGUGGCAUAGACUCCGAGCUAGCAGAUCUUGACAGUGUGAGAGGAAGUCAGGUGACGUCAUCAGAGAGUCUUGAGCCGCUUACUCCGACGUCGGCUUGGAAAGCGGCUGAGAGGUUGGCUAAAGUGGCUAUGAUGAGGAAACAUAUGAACAGAGUCAGCGACUUGCAUGGGUUCGAAAACGCGAGAUUUUAA
This is a messenger RNA of Thlaspi arvense, 2061 nucleotides long. Lineage: Eukaryota; Viridiplantae; Streptophyta; Magnoliopsida; Brassicales; Brassicaceae. The record is from the annotation of a GenBank genome assembly.